AACGGAUCAUCAUGGCCUCGGAUCUCUCUCAGCUAGAAUCAAGGUACUGUAAUGCAUGCCAGAAGCAGGAGGUUCUACCUAAUUCUUCAAUCUUAUCGUGUCUAUCAAAAGCUUUUGGCAAUAACAGUUAUGUCCAAGCUGCUUUCUUUCUAUCUUUGGAUAUGGUUACCUAUUCUAAGUAUCCUUUCCCGGAUUUGAGGGUUGUUACUUGUUAACUGGGGGAACCUGAACUGUAUAAUGGAACUUCUUUUUGGUGUCUGAUACAACAAUGUAUGAAACUAGUCCACAGAUACACUUUGCAUACUUUGAGGCUUGAAGGUUCAAAACCUUAUUAAGAUGCAGAAUAUGAGUGAAACAUCAGAAAGUGCACUUUGAACAAUGCUCUUUGGAAAUCUUGAUUGACAAUUUGACAUUUUCCGACAUUCCUCCACUUAUAGAUACUUUAUCAGGAAUCAGUUCAUCUGAUGUUGAUGCAGUUGAUGUAAGUCAGAAAUCAUCUGAUGUUUCAAUAGAUGGGGAAUCUCUACUACUGUUACUUCGUGCAGUCAACCAUAAGCUUCGGGCUGUUAAUUUCAUUAAUUCAUCAUUUUGGAAAGAUGUUUUGCGUGAUAUUUUCCAGAGAGGUACAACAUGCCAGGUUUUGAACUUGCGCUUCUCUCCUAUUCGGAAGCUCAACAUGACAGGGAAAUUCAUGGAAUUACACACACUUAAUUUGGAUUUUAGUGUUCAUUUGAACAGCUUCCACAUCAAUUGUUUUAGUUGUAUGCCAAAGCUGAUGCGGCUCUCAAUGUGUGAAACAAGAGUAGCCAAUCUAUGGAUGACAAGUGCUGCACUAUCAAAACUUCGUUCUUUGGUUGAACUUCGCUUUCAAACUUGUUUGUGCUGCUUUGAUACUGGGCCAUGUCCAACAUCUGGUGGAGUGAUCAGACUGGGAAAUGAGAAGAUUUUCUCUGAUAAGCAACAAUUUUCUUCUUACUUAGGAUCAAGAUGUGUGGAUAAUGAUGACAUGUUAGAACAGACUAUGGAACACUCUACAGAUGACAAUCUUGGUAGACUUUGCUCUGAUAAUCUCUCAUUUUUAAAUCAUGAUUCACUGAAAAGCACUACUCAGGUGUUAUCAGAUGAAAGUGAUUCAGAAUUUUCAAGUGAUACAAAAGAGGUUGACAAUUUGAGAAAAAUAUCUGAUACUGUUAUUGAGUUUAAUAACCAGGCCAAUUCAAAUGUCAUAGUAAGCCCAUCGAAACAUUCUACACCAUCUAGCAUUAUUUCUUCAGUACCAACUCUUAUUCCAACUUUUGAGGAGGUAAUGUCUUCAAGUAGAAGACUAAAUGAUAGUAACUCUUUUAUUGGGCAUGCAAAUGCUGAUGAAUUUUGUUGUCAGCAUAACUAUAUUGAUAAUUUCACUAUCACUGAAGAAUUUUCUAAAGAUGAAGGAUCUUUGACUAAUAGUCUGAAGGUAAAAAAUGUUACAAUGACCUCACUGAAGAAUCAUAUUUCUAGUCAUCCUUCACCAAUUUGUUUUGAGACAUACUACAAAGAAUAUAUGAUAACAUCACUGCCAAAUUUAUUAGUUUUAGAUAAUUUGCCUAUUGGAGAUGUGGAACGGGAGCAAGCCAAAUUAGUCUUUAAGAGAUAUUUUGAGUGUGCACCAUAUAACAGACAAGGAAAAGAUUCUGUUGUCAGUAUCGUUCAGAGACGUGAAAUCAGCAGUGGUGUUUUCUUUCAGAGAUCUUCUAAAGUGAAGCAACGGUAUCUUAGAGAAAGUAAUCACUCAUUCCUCAGGUCACUUUCUGCUGCUAAAGUAAACUCAUCUCCACAGCCUCAUUCACAUUCAAUUUCCAAUUUUAGAAGUGGUCCAAGUGAAGAGACAAAGAGCUUUCGUCCAAGGCAAUUUGAGUAUCAUCCUACAGACCCAAGACUUAUGGUAUUUGGAACACUAGAUGGGGAGCUUGUGGUUAUUAACCAUGAAAGCGAGAAACUUGUUGGUUAUCUUCCAUCAGUUGGUACGACACUAAAUAGCAUUUUAGGCCUUUGCUGGCUUAAGAAGCAUCCAUCUAAGCUCAUCGCUGGUUCGGAUAAUGGUUCUUUGCAAAUGUAUGAUGUUUGUCGAAUGCUGUCAAAGGUCACUGAUCGAUAUUGCAAUAUGGAUGCUUCUAUGCACACAUUUGAUGAUUUUGAGCAGUUAACAUCUGUCCAUAUAAAUUCAAAUGAUGAAUAUAUUCUUGCAAGUGGAUUCUCAAAUCAUGUGGCGCUCUAUGACAUGUGCAGUGGAAGGCGUUUGCAAAUUUUCAAGGACCUUCAUAAGGAACAUAUAAAUGUUGUCAAGUUUGCCUACCAUUCACCCACUUUAUUUGCCACUGCAUCCUUUGAUAAAGAUGUCAAGAUGUGGGACUUAAGGCAAGGUAUGUCACAGCCUUGUUAUACAGCUUCAAGCUCUAGAGGGAACGUGAUGGUUUGCUUUUCUCCUGAUGAUUACUAUUUACUUACAUCAGCCAUAGACAAUGAGGUUAAGCAACUAUUGGCUGUAGAUGGAAGACUUCUGACUUCAUUUGACAUUACCUCUACUGGACAUGCUCAAAAUUAUACUCGAUCUUACUAUAUGAAUGGAAGGGAUUACAUGAUAACUGGAAGCUGCGAAGAGCAUGUUGUACGCAUAUGCUGUGCUCAAACUGGAAGGAGGCUUAAAGAUGUUCAUCUCGAGGGACGGGGUUCAAAAAAUUCCAUAUUCAUACAAUCUUUGAGGAGUGAUCCAUUUAGGGCUUUUCACAUGAGUAUUUUAGCAGCUCAUUGGCACCCAUUUACAAAAUCAGAGAUCAUAAAGGUGAACUUGUUGCAAACUGAAGAAUGCAUCGAAGAAAGCACGUCCGGUUAAAGUGCUCUAAUGCUCUAGUUCCGUCACUGGUGAAGGGUUGAUCAUUUGAUGAUAACUUAUUUGGAAGAUGAAUAUUGCCUUGUCAAGCAAACUGAAUUCACUUCUGGCAUAUUAUGGCAAAUAUCUCAGGCUCUUUGAGCCCUUUCCUUCAUGGGCUCUAAUCCAUAGUUGUAUAAUGUGUCUGGUCAAUAAUGUGUGGAAAGAUUGAAUACUUUGUGUACAUAUAUGUGUUUCAGAUAGUGCUAUGGUCUAAAUCGUGCUUCUUGAAGUAAUUUUGAGAUGUAAAAGAUUGUUGAUCAACCAGAAUAUGAGCUCGUUUGUUUUGAAAACAA
Molecule: messenger RNA, 3204 nt
Organism: Musa acuminata subsp. malaccensis (wild Malaysian banana)
Lineage: Eukaryota; Viridiplantae; Streptophyta; Magnoliopsida; Zingiberales; Musaceae
Source: RefSeq, a predicted model, not a curated record